Dromaius novaehollandiae (emu) is the source of this 5482-nucleotide messenger RNA. It is a transcript of the gene PLXDC1, whose product is annotated as plexin domain containing 1. The transcript is spliced from 14 exons. The record is from RefSeq and is a predicted model, not a curated record. The coding region runs from base 83 to 1546 and encodes 487 amino acids. Lineage: Eukaryota; Metazoa; Chordata; Aves; Casuariiformes; Dromaiidae.
GGGCUCGGGCUCGGGCUCGGGCUCCUGCUCGGGCUCCGGCUGGGGCUGCCCGGCGCUGCCGGCCCGCGGCGCCGCCCGCACCAUGCGCUGCGGCGGCCUCCUGCUGCUGUGGCUGCUGCGGGGGGCGCUGGGCGCGCCGGGACCCCCGCGCCGAGCAGGACACCCGCCCGGGGAGCCGGCGGCGGGCGGCGGGCAGCGAGGAGCCCGGGAGGCCGCGGACGGGACCCGCGUCAGCCAGGACCUGGGGGGGGGCAGCCUGGCCAUCGACACGCUGCCGCCCAACGGGACGCGGAUCGUGGAGGACGACCACAGCUACUACGUGUCGCGGACCUACGGGCCGGGCGAAGCUCGCGCCAAGGGGCUCUGGGUGGACGUGGCGGCGGCCGACGGGAGCCCGGCGAAGGUCCACGGGAUCCUCUCCAACACGCACCGGCAGGCGUCGCGGGUCCUCCUGUCCUUUGACUUCCCCUUCUACGGCCACCUCCUGCGGCAGGUCACGGUGGCGACGGGAGGUUUCAUCUUCACGGGGGACGUGGUGCACCGCAUGCUCACGGCCACGCAGUACGUCGCGCCGCUCAUGGCCAACUUCAACCCCAGCUACUCCCGCAACUCCACCGUCCGCUACCUGGACAACGGGACGGUUUUUGUGGUGCAGUGGGACAAGGUCUAUCUGCAGGGGAAGGAGGACAUGGGCAGCUUCACCUUCCAGGCCGCUCUGCACAGCGACGGCAGGAUCGUGUUUGGUUACAAGGAGAUCCCCGUGCCGGUGCUGCAGAUCAGCGCCGCGCAGCACCCCGUGAAAGCCGGCCUCUCCGACGCCUUCAUGGUCCUCAACCCAUCUCCCGACGUGCCGGAGUCCCGCCGCCGGACCAUCUACGAGUACCAUCGCGUGGAGCUGGACACCAGCAAGAUCAGCAGCAUGUCGGCGGUGGAGUUCACCCCGCUGCCCACUUGUCUCCAGCAUCAGAGCUGUGAAAUGUGUGUGACCUCGGAGCUGACCUUCAACUGCAGCUGGUGUCAUGUCCUGCAGAGAUGUUCCAGUGGGUUUGACCGGUACCGUGAGGAGUGGCUGUCUUACGGCUGUGGCCAGAAGUCAGAUGAGAAGACAUGCGAGGAUUUAGCAGAAGAUGACCACUACUCGGCACCGCCUGACAGCUCUUUCUCACCGUUUGAUGAGGAUGUCACCACCUCCACUUCCUCACUUUUCAUCGACAGCCUCACUACAGAAGAUGAUACAAAGCUCAAUCAGUAUGCAGGAGGCGAUGGUGUGGGAAGCAGCUUUCCUUCAAAGAAGGCAGGAUCCCCGAUUCACACAGGUACUAUCGUGGGGAUCGUUCUGGCUGUGUUGCUCAUUGCCGCUAUUAUCCUUGCUGGAAUUUACAUCAACAGCCAUCCCACCUCAAACGCUGCCUUGUUCUUCAUUGAGCGAAGGCCACAUCACUGGCCUGCCAUGAAAUUCCGAAAUCAUACCAACCAUGCAACGUACUCUGAGGUGGAGCCAGCCAGCCAUGAGAAGGAGGGCUUUGUCGAAGCAGAACAGUGCUGAGCACUUCCUCCCCUGUGUCUUUAAUGUCCCAUGUCCCGAGCGUUGGAAUCUCCUGUUAUUCUAUUGCAAAGUCUUUCCCCUGUUGGAAAAGAAACGGCAACUAGAGGAAAAAGACCCACUGGAGCAUUGAAAAGAAUGAGACAUGGCAACGCGAGGAUGCGACUUGCCUGGAUUCCUCACGGGACAGCAGAGCCUGAAGCAAAGGCAGUGAGUUGCGACACCAGAUUCUGCCUGCAGUCUAGCACCAAAGCCCUGGAUGUGUCAGGAGAAAACAGUGCGGUCACAGUUUUGGUGUGGUUUUGGUGCGGUUUUGGUGUGUGUAGGGGGAGGAGCUGUUUGUUUUUUCUUCUCCUCUGUGUUGACCUCUUCCAUCCUUCUCCAAGGGUCUUAACAUGGGCAGCUCACAGGAGGGCCAAAUCUAGGUACAGGCAAAGCACAUAGUUGCCUAAGGCAGCAGGCUCCUUGGGACAGCAAAACAGACCCUGUUUGCUGCACACGCUGCUUAUGCCUGCUCUCAGGACUAAGUCGGGCUGGUUGCCUCUGCCUCUCUCCACGGAGAGGCCGGGUAGUUGGGGGGCAGAUGCUGUUGGUGGCCACAGGAGCAGUAAGGCGGGUUCUCCAGGGCUCAUCUCACCUGUCCCAUCCUCCUGCUCCCCGAUUCUGUUCUUCGUCUGCUCUCCCCUUUGCCUUCUUUUGGGGCAGGCAACACUUAGUUUUCUCUUCAUGGCUGAGAAGACUUGUGCCCUUGUCUUUUCAUCCCGCAGUUGUUCUUCCCACACCAUGUCUUCAAAUCCUCAUGCUCCUCUCCUUUCAAGCAAACAGCUUCUACCCCCUACUCAGGAAGAAAGAAAAACCUGAUCUAUUUUAAGGACAAAGCCCUGCAGAAGAUUCGCCUUCAGGUUGUCUGUUAACAAAUGGCUUUGAUGCACUUUCUGGCAUCUAAUUAGUUUGCUAAAUUACUGACUAUGACCCUUACUCUAAAGGAGUCAGAGGGUGAAAAAAAUCUUAGAUUCCUUCAAACCACAUAUCUUUUGCACUGCCACUAAUCCAGCGGGAACAGAAUAAGUUUUAAUGAAAGAGGAUGGGGAUAGAGCACUAUCAAAAGCAGUGUUCUCCCAAGGGCUAAAUCCUGAAGUAAAUUCAAGUUCACUUUUCAUGGGAAUUUCACAUAAAUAAAGAAUGAAGGCAUACAUGCCAUGGUACAAUUAAAAAUGUAAAAUAAUCACUUUGUUAACAUCAUAGUGUUCAAAGCUCACUAAAGUCAGUGGAAGUUUAUUGGUUUUGAUUACAUCUGUGUUAGACCCCGAUCUGGAUUUUUAUUGAUACCAUGAUUCCAGAAUCUGACCCUCAUUAAGGACUUCAAUGCUAGACCUCUCAGGGUUUUCUGUUCCUUCUCUGCAAUCAGAAUUAAAGACUAAUCUUCAGAAAUACUCUAUCCUACUUCCACAGAUGCUGGCUGGUGCAGGAUUGGGUGCUAAACUGAGGAAAGCUUGUAUAAAAAAAAGACAAUGUCCGAAGUCCAGUGUAAGGUAAAGUUUUCUUUUCCCCACCAAAAAAUGGUGUGGGUUGUAUGGAUUUUUUGUUCCUUUUCUUUUUUUUUCCUUCUUGAUCCUCAGUUAUUUAUUCUGAUAUCAUGUUUGGUACAUAUUUUAUCCACUGGCUGGUUCAGCUGUCACUGAGGGUGAUUACUGCCAAAGGCAGGGUCUGUCUAAUUAAUGUUUUCCUUCUCAUCUGCUGAAUUUAUAUAGCCUUUGAAGAUAAAUAUGGAUGCUCUGUGGCAUUUAGACCCCAGAUUAUACUUCUUCAUACAUAGUCACUAGGGAGACUUUUGCUGCAUCUUAUUAUGGCCUUAAGAUGCCAAAACACUCAGAGUAAGUCAGAUUGAGUUGUGCCAAGUUGUUGUGGCCCACACAGUCUCUCUUUAGAGAUACUUUGAAGAUAAAUUUUAUUCCUAAGUAAAGCUUUCAGCUGAAAGAUUGUUUUCUCCCUGUUUCCCGCAAGUAGAAUGAAUUCAAAAGCAUAGUCAUAGUUUUUGCUUCAGAUGUAAUCUGCUUUGAAAGGGUUAUAAACUGGUAGGGAAAUUUCUCUGGAUUUAAAUGUUUUCAAAUAAUGGCCUCAUUUUUACUAUUCUUCUUAACAUUAAUACCCUGAUUUUUUGGGUAUUCUUCUUCCCCUCCUACACCCAGAAAUAUCAGGCAACAUCCAACAAUUGUGAAAUGCUGCAAAUUUAAAAGAAAACAGACUUCACCUAGUAUGUAAUUGAGCUGUAUAAAUCACUGCUGCAUUACUGCAGCCAGAAUCUUAGACGAAUUCAAAAAAAAAGGACUAGACAUUUAGGCAGGGAAUAAUGGCAUCCCAAUGCCAUAGCACAGAAACAAUUGAAGUAUAUAAAGCACCUGUACUUCAGGGCAGAGGCCAAGGUCUGAGUGCCUGGAGUUGGAAAGACCUUCAUUAAAAAAAAUUUUUUUAAAGGACAGGCUAUUCUGUAGGUGUCUAUUAGAUGUUUUGUCCACCUUCUACUGAAGGAUAUGGUAUGGGGAUAUCAUCAGGUGGAGUACAACAUUAACAGCUCCUAUUCAUAAUCUCUAACAAUUUGUGGUAAAGUAGAUUAAGAAGUUACUGCCCAUAGUGAGUGAGUGAGUGAGUGAGUGAGUGAGUGAGUGUGUGUGUGUGUGUGUGUGUGUGUGUGUGUGUGUGUGUGUGUGUGUCUGUGCACGCGUCCUGAGCUGAAGAUUUUCAUCUCAUAGUCCAGCCAGCAUAACCACUGAGUGUUCUGCUCAGGAGCUCCCUCUGCCUAGUCUGGAGAAGCAAGGCACUUCUACGCUGUGUCUCAAGAAGGAGAAAAAAAAAUAAAAUCUGUCCUACCUUUCAGCAUGAGGUCUAGCUCUGGGCACUUGAAGUUCACAUCUGGGGAGCUAGCGAGUCACCUGAAUUUUCUUUGCACGUGACUUUGUCGUGGAAGAGGGGUCUAUUAAAUUCCAGAGCACCCAACCGUAAUGUUGCUGAGGCCUAGAAAAAAGAGAAAAAUAUCUUUACCACCAACAAUUACUGCUCUAAUAUUGAAGCAAACAGGCGAGAUGAGUCUGGGCUGAGGUAUAAUGCUGGCUGCACCAAUUCAAAUGCAUCAGGACCAAUACUCCUGUCCCAUCUGCAUAACUCUGUUGACUUCAAGAUGCUGGUUAAUCUUGCUAGUCUUGAGUGCCAAAGCACAAACACAACUCUGACCUAAAAGGGUUUUGAUUAUGCUUUUAAUCAUGUGGCUCCUGUAGCCAUAUCCUGACGUUUUACUCUAGAUUCAGAUGAACUGAUCAUCUGGGCUUCCUUCAAAACAAACUGCAUAGUGUACAUGUGUAUACUGACCUGCAUAUUUUAUAGCUAUAAAAUGGGCUGGGGCUGUUAGCUGUGCUCAGUCCAUUGCUCAGCUGGUUAAAAGGGGGUACAAAGUGCAAACAACUGCUAACACUCCUCAUUUGUCUUUGCAAGCACAGUGCCCUUGCAGUUUGUGGCAACUGCUGAGCAUGUUGUUUGGGUGCAAAGGAACUGCCUGUCAUCAGGCAGAAAAUGACAUUGUGGAUCUGUUAGUUGGCCAUUUGUCUGUGUUCAGCAGUUGUGAAUACAUAACACAGGGUUUAUCAGAGACAAACAAGGGCUUGGUUCUGCUCCUACUAAAGUUGGUGGUUAACCCCUCGCUUUUCUGACAUCAGUGGGAGCAGGACCUGGCUCAGAAAUACUUUCUCUUAAUAACUAAAGGCCUACUUUCCACAUACUUGAAUUUACAGCACAGUUGGACUAUUUGGGGGGGACUAAAGGCACUUUAACUGUCUUUUAAUGCAAAGUAUUUACUAUGGAUUAUCUGCAUGGAACGCAGUGUUAAUAUUAAAAAAAAUCUGCCUUUUUGGACUGCUUUGUUUUCAAAAUAAAACAUGCAAAGGAUUA